Molecule: messenger RNA, 1195 nt
Organism: Sorex fumeus (smoky shrew)
Lineage: Eukaryota; Metazoa; Chordata; Mammalia; Eulipotyphla; Soricidae
Gene: IL10
Product: interleukin 10
Exons: 5
Coding region: 42-578 (178 amino acids)
Biological process (GO): immune response
Cellular component (GO): extracellular region
Molecular function (GO): cytokine activity
Source: RefSeq, a predicted model, not a curated record
CAAACCACAAGGCUGACUCGAAGAAGGCAGAGAGCUCCACUAUGUCCAGCUCUGCACUGCUAUGCUGCCUGGUUUUGCUGGCUGGGAUGGAUGCCUGUCAAGCCCAUGGCAUCCAGUACGAGAACAGCUGUGUCCACUUCCCAGCCAGCCUGCCCCACAUGCUCCGGGAGCUCCGCUUAGCCUUCAGCAGGGUGAAGGUUUUCUUUCAAACAAAGGACCAAGUGGACAGCAUGCUGUUGAGUGGGUCACUGCUGGAAGAUUUUAGGGGUUACCUGGGUUGCCAAGCCUUGUCAGAGAUGAUCCAGUUUUAUCUGGAGAAGGUGAUGCCCCAGGCUGAGAACCAGGGUCCAGACAUCAAGGAGCACGUUAACUCCUUAGGAGAAAAGUUGAAGACCCUCAGGCUGAGACUGCGGCGCUGUCAUCAGUUUCUGCCUUGUGAAAACAAGAGCAAAGCAGUGGAGCAGGUGAAGAGUGUCUUCACUAAGCUCCAAGAGAAAGGAGUCUACAAAGCCAUGAGUGAAUUUGACAUCUUCAUCAACUACAUAGAAGCCUACAUUACAAUGAGAAGUCAACAAUGAAACCCCCCUUGGGAGCCCACCUCCAGGAUAUUGACUCUGCUAAGCUCCAGAACACAAACUGUGGAUCUCCAUAUUCUGAUACAGGAUUCUGGAUCACCUCUUGGAGAACUUCACUAUACCUCCCUCCUAGAUAUUUAUUACCUCUCUUACCUCACCUCCCAUUUCUAUUUAUUUACUGAGCUUCUCUGUGAAUUCUUUAGAAAGAAGCCCACAAUUAUUUUUUUUCAGUAUUUAUUUUUUUAUCUGUAUGGUUGAGUGUUUUAAGAGAAAUUAUUUCUUGGGGAGCUAACUGAAACUUCUAUUCCAAGACAUUAUUCUUUAUAACUGUUGUGACCUCCCUCUAACUCCUUUUAAGCCAGGCUCUAAGACUUCCAGAGUAUUACAAAGACUGACUUCGGAAGAGAAAUAGGGAGUCCCUUUGAUCAUUUAUAUUUCAGUGGCUCAUAGGGAUUUUCCCCAACCUUACUUUCAUAAAAACUGUGUUUUUCUUGUUAUUUAUAACAACUUCAAGUUGGUUCUAAUAGAACUCAGUUUUAACUAGAAGCAAUUCAAUUCCUCUGGGAAUGUUACAAUGUUUGUCUGUCUUCAUAACAGAUUUUAAUUUUGAUUAAAAAACU